Messenger RNA from Coniosporium apollinis CBS 100218, 2148 nucleotides. RefSeq lists its product as uncharacterized. Gene Ontology annotation, molecular function: double-stranded telomeric DNA binding. Gene Ontology annotation, biological process: telomere maintenance via telomere lengthening. Lineage: Eukaryota; Fungi; Ascomycota; Dothideomycetes. The transcript has 3 exons. The record is from RefSeq and is a predicted model, not a curated record. Bases 1 to 2148 code for a protein of 715 amino acids.
AUGCUAGAGAACCUGUCUCCCUUAUAUUCCGCAGCGGAAAACAUCCUAGAAAUUGUCGCGCCGGUAAAGGCUUCGAAAGGCGAUCUGCGGAGUAUUAUCAAACAAAUUAGAGCAUCCACGUCAAGAACCGCGAAGAGGUUUGCGAUCAAGCAAAAGGCGAUUGAGCCUUACAUAGAAGCGUUCGAUAGCCGAAACAUGAUACGCCGCGACGUAGUCCUGAAGGCAUUUUUCCAUCCUACGACGGUUCAGGAUCUCGAUUCGCACCCAUGGAGACCCGACUUAAUCCUCUACAAGGCCAACCUGGCCAUCAUGGCGAAGCAGCUCCUCAGCCUCGAUCGAGACGACACGGGCAGCUGGGAUUCUGUACGUGAGCUCGACAAUAGCUUUCCUCUCCAAUUCUUGUCGACUUUCCCGGCGUCUGAUACAGACACCGCAAUUGGAUUUGUUGGCGGAAGCCGCCUGUUGAAGGAGACAUUCACGUUUGCGCUCGAGCUACGGACUCAACUAGCUAUAAUCUUGCUCUCGGAGAAAUACGAAGCGUUGUCCCGCAGCCCACACAAUGCUGUUGCCCAACUUUUCGGCGCUGCUGCAGCUGGCGAAGAUUCGGCGCCUGUCGAUAUCGUUGAGGGAAGUCAGAUUCGUGGUUGGGGUAUUGAAGCCUUAUGUGAGUCGAAAGACCACAUUCCUCGGAACUUCACUAGGCAGGUGACCCAGCGAGUCAACGAGAUCAAAAGCUACUUCACAGGAGACGAGGAGUAUACUGUUGAUUAUGAGGGCCUCAGCGAGCGGUUUCCUUGGCGGGAGUUCGUGGCGCAAGCCCUGGAGUGGAUAAGAAUGCGGAACAUGGAAAUCGAGGAGCAGCUGGAGCACGCCGGUGGUGUGGAAAGACUCAGCUUCCUGCUCGAUCAAGAGCUACAGUCUGGCCAGAAGCCAAGAACGUCUCUUGGCGGAGCAUCAACUGCAACGGCGGUGUCUACUUCCGGGCAGUCUCCACGGAGGUCACGGAACUCCGGAGUGUCGCCGGACGGUCAAUUUGAAGAAGCUGGUGACCUAGAAGUAGCUGAAGCUAGCAGCAGACCCCCGGACUAUACCACAAGUGGUAUUUCCGCUCUCAAAAAACGAGCGGCUCGUCUGACAGGCCAGUUUAGCCAGCCUCCGUCAGCCUCGAAGGAGCCCCGUUUCGAGGAAGAUCUAGUCCCAGCCGACCCUGUGGAUGACGAUUGGCAGGCUGCGCCUGUUGAUGACUACGACGAUAUCAAUGCGGAUGCUCCCCCGCCCCCACAGCAGCCCCCCAAAAGCUCAUACUCCGCCCAGGUCAGGGAACUGCAGGGGGAAGAAAACCGCAGGGAUGACGCACCUGGCUCAGCACAGAAACCUCGAGCGUUUACAGAUCGUCAGCCCAAUGCGCGAAGAGUCUCCUUCGAUGACGGCUUUGACGCUACGCAACGCACCCAAAGUUCUGCUCAAGCAGGGACGCCGCCACGCAGUAGUAUGAAGCGGGCUCGUGUCGACGAAUCGGCGGAUUCCGACUAUCGAGAGACCGGCGCUGAUGCAAGCGAUGACGAAGAUUUCGAGACUGACAAGCGCAACAUCAGCUCACCACAACGACGCCGUCAAGCACAACCCAGGCAGCGCCGCCCCGUUAGCGAGGAGUCUCGUGUAUCUCCCAACAAACGUCAACUUACGGGUGGCCGUUACCUCUCGCAAAGCCAAGUUACCAUCCUCAACUCCGAUGCCGAUGAAGAGGCACAACAUGAGGCCCCCCAAGCAAGUCAACUUCACCGUAUGAGGAAGCAGAUGGUGAAACGCAAGAUGAUGCACCGGACGAAACAGCAGCGAGAGCGCGCCUUCUGGACAGUAGAAGAAGAGGAAGAGCUGCUCGACUAUCUGAAGGAGUACCGAGGUCAGGCUCCCUCGUGGGCUGAUAUCAAAGCAUUGGAUCAGGAGAGAGCCAAAGAAGAAGACAGACCAGAAGUAUUUGCACUGCGAACCCAAGUUGAUCUCAAGGACAAGGCGAGAAACAUGUUGAUACUCUACAUAAAGUCAGGCUCCGGUGCGAUACCGCAAUGCCUUGCAAGCGUCAGGCUGGGCAGGUCUAAAAAGGACGAGUUAGAAAGAGCCGGCUUCGACGUAAGCGAGAUCCCAUAG